AUGGAGUUCGGUCCUUCGGACAGCAGUGGUGAGUAGCUUAAGCCUAGUUUUUCUGCCGAAUGAGCAUUAUCGGCAUGGUUUUUGGAAUUCCAUGUGAAGUUUUCCUCGUAAGCUCGGAAUCAUACUUUAUGCUUAGAAAGAUCAGGAUGCAGGAGCUUCCUUGUAAGUUGAAGUGAUAGCUUUGUUUCGGUGAAUGUAAAGGGAUUUAUGCUUGAUUUAUGCUAGACGGUUGGCCAGGGAUUGUAUUAUCGAAAGCUGUCUUGGAAAACGCUGUCUUUAGUGCUCUGUAUAAUUUUUCUCUCUUUCUGAUAUGAUGGAGUCGAUUUUCAUAUAGCGGGAGUUAUGGUUUUGUGUUCGUGAAUUCCUCGUGUACUUUGUGUUUCUGUUGUAGAAAUGUCGUAGCGGGCAGCGAAAGAGAGAUUCUUUUUACUUUGGGGCUAUCUUGAUGGUCUCCCUAAUAUCGAGACCUUUCACUAUUCACGCGACCUAAAAGCUCCUAAUAUAAAAUGUUGAUGGUUGGCCCCAAUAGGAGCCUCCCAUUUUAUUCUAGAUUGCGCUGCAUAAUGUGAUGAUUUAAUUAUUUCCCGCGAAAGAUAUUUACUUUAAUCCAAGUUUUCUUGUCUCUACUAUCGGCUUGUUCAACAGUCUUCACAUCGUUUUAUUCUGAUUUUUGGUGUACUAGAUCAAACCAUUCAAAGCGCUGAACAUUAUUUAGGGCCAAAUCAUUCUGACUCACACAUUGGACAUAUAACGCUUGAGGAUGUAUGAACAGUUUGAGAGAUUGUAAUUUUUCCCUCCUUUGCUGGUUUCCUAGCAUAUACAUGUGCUUCUUUAUUUCACUUUCCAAAAGUGUUAUGCUUGUUGUUGCCUGCUUCCACAUGGCAGUGCAGUGUACUUGAGUGAUCUCAUAGUUUACUAAGAAACUACUUGGCUAGGUCUUUGACAUGCCACUUGCGGAAGGUAAUACUAUUGGGGGAACUCGAGAUUUCCAUGUAAUCUUCCUCUUCUUUAUGGGCUGGUUCAUCAGUCGGUUUAUUUUUGUCUGUAUGAUUUUUUUCUUUUUUGCAAAGAAACUCUAAAUGGAUGCUCUCAUAGUUAACAUGAAACUGUUGGACGCGUUUUACGUGGUAUUCGGGAAUGAUAAAUGGUUAGACAGAGUUCAACGUUUCUAUACUAUUUAUGAGCUACUUCCACUGUAGUUUUCUCUUGUUCGAAUAGUUUUUUUUCUCUAUUCUGAGGGAAUUCUAAAUUUUAGAGCUGGGAUGAUCAGUACGUAAUGUAGUAUGACGAUUAUAACUUAAAAAAUUACCGCAGGAACGGAUGAUGAUCUACCGCCAACUCAUCGGAAUAGGGGCACAAGAGGAGUGCGUGUCCCCGGGAAUGGAAGUACCCCUGUCAUGGUUUCUCUUCUGUAUCCCAGGAUGCAUAAUGAUAUGGAAACACAAAUACAUCAGCUUGAGCAAGAGGCUUACUGUUCCGUUUUGAUGGCUUUCAAGGCACAAUCUGAUGUUAUCACCUGGGUACCCAUCUUAAGAGCUAUAUAAACUUUCCUUGAAGUUUUUUUUUAAUAAUUUUUAUGUGCAGGUCUGCUGUGAAACAACAGUUUUCUAAAAAUUUAAUGUACGCAGGAACAAGAGAGUCUAAUCACUGAGCUCCGCAAAGAGCUGAGGGUAUCUGAUAAGGAGCAUAGGGAACUUUUAACCCAAGUAAAUGCAAAUGAUAUCAUUAGGAGAAUAAGGUUGGCAAUAAAUCGUUUUUUUUGCCUUUCAUUGUUUUAGGGUUGUGGGGAAAAGAUUUAACAAUAGCUGCGUUAUAAACUUAACAGGGACUGGAGGAAGACCGGAGUCCCAAAGAUUGAUCUCCUCAAUAACUCACACGCUGCUCACAAUGUGGCACCAAGUCCUACAGCAUCAACAUCUCGCAAGAAACAAAAACCGCCCCAGUCUAUACCUUCUCUAUCGCCUGCUCUGCAUUCUCGAGCAGUACCUGACACAGUGCAGCCCUCUCCAUUACCUGCAAAACGAGGAGCUCCACCAGCAACAGCAAGAAGCAAGAAGCCAAAACCAGUAAGUAAACUUCAUACGAGAUUGUAAUAUCUGGUCCUUAUGAUAUACUCAGUGACUGCAUUCUGAUUUCUGCACUCAGCCAGUCUCCCAGUCUCUUACUUCAUGCAUAACCGAUGUAUUUCAUCAUCUAUAGGUCAUUGGCAUAUCCUACUGCUGCACUGACGUGCUUUUUUUCUUCUGGUCUUCUUUUUCUUCAACUAUUCCUGUGUCAGACAUUACCUCCAGGUUCUGCAGUGAAAUCCACCAAGUAUCCUGCUGCUGGUCCAGCAGGAAGAGCGCAGGUUGCAAAUCCUACUUCUGUUGCUCGCAUUGAGCCUCCUGAAGCUGCGACAUUCAACCCAUUAAUUGGACGGAAAGUCUUGACCAGGUGGCCCGAAGAUAAUAACUUUUAUGAAGCUGUCAUCACUGAUUAUAAUCCUGCGGAGGUGCUGUCAGCCUUUAAGUCGUUAUUUAUUUCUAGCCAUGAACAAUAGGACACAAGCUUAAUUGUUUCAUGUACUCCAGGGUCUGCAUGCUCUUGUUUAUGACAUAAAUACAAAAGAUGAAACUUGGGAAUGGGUCAACCUCAAAGAAGUAAGUUUUGCAUUUCCCCACCGCAUGUUUUAAAGAUAGUAAAAAAUUUAUUCUAGCCUGUCUCUUCUGCUUGGACUGUAAUAUCGUUUCUUCUGCAAUUAUGGGGGAAAACUCUCAUUUUCUGAACCACUAUUAGGGGUUAGUGGGCUGGUCAACCCCACAGCUCGGUGUUAGCCCUUUUCUAGGGACCAACCCUCAAAAACAAGCCUAGAAAAAGGAAAAUUGCCUGGCCUCGCCCUGGCCCCUUUCCAGUCCGGUUGAGGCUUUGAUGCUGUCAUGGUCAGAGUAUCAGGGCAGGUUUUUAUCCCAAAUCGGCUCCACACACACGCACACACACCCGUUUCCUUUCUCUCUGUUAGAUAUAUAUGUAGGAUCAGGCCAGGCUAGUGCUUUGCCAGGGUCUGGCCCAGAGCCGGAUUUCUGGGCUUCUCCCGUGCCACUACUGGGUCUGAACCUUUGUAAGAGACACCUGGGCUCGACCAGGUCUGCACUGUCUGCCCCCUUAAACAGAACCAGCUGAGUAUCACCUCUAGGCAUACUAGAAAUGAGACCUGCAUUUGGACACCAUUAGCUUCCCAAUUUUAUUAGCCUUGAUCAUGCUCUGUGUGUUCAGGAAGAAUAUCUAUCACUCAUUUUAUGUUAAGUUUGCGAUCAUAUUUCUUAUUGUUGAUCUCCUCUAUACCAAUAAACUGGAUAUCUUAAUCAGUGGCACCAGGAGGAUGGAAACCCUUGCUUAUUUUUCUAUUAUCCAUUUGUCGUGAUGUUUACAAAUGUACUUCUUCUUACGUAUAGCUUUCAUCAUUGAUAAUCUAUUUCAAGGGCGGAUGUAGACAACCAAGUGUUUGUGAAUGCCUAGCAUUGUCCCUAGUCAGAUAAAAGUUUCCCUUCUCGGCAUACACUUGCUGCUGGCUGUCGUUUAUUGGCUUCUCUGACUCCAACUUGCACAGUGUGGAUAUCACACUGUUUACUUCCACCCCCCCAUCAAACUGGCCCAGUUGGAUUGGCCCGGUUCGGCCAAGAAUUCGGGCCAAAGAAAUUGAACUGAUGACUGGUCCUAUCAGGGCAUCUGGUACCAAAACACCUGGCUUUUCAAUUAUUUGAAAAGCCUGCCUCUGUUCCCCCUUUCGAGGAAGACAUGUCAGGUGUUGCUGCUCUUAUGGGUCAAGUAGAAGGACGGGCAGCGAGUAUCAGGUCUGGAGCUUUUGAGGGAAACAGAUGUGCCCAUGAUUUAGAAUACAUGGAAUCCUUCUGUGCUCGCCACUGGCCCCUGUCAUCUUAGUCAUUUAAGAGACAAGUACUGGCUGGCUAACCCUUUUUUUUUUUUCCUUUCUUUCUUAAAUUAAUAUUCACACUAUUAGGUGGAAUCCAUUAUUAGCUGGUAGUCGGUGGGAUGGGCUGGCGCCACAUGGCAGGUUGAUAGCUGUAUUGUGAUGGGGGCAAUGAGCUUGCAGGUUGGGACCUUUUCAAAUAAACCCUUGUCCAGCCCAAUUAGUCUCCUAAUUGGGCAGGAUUUUGUUUAUGGGCUUGCUUCCAAGGCCGAUUAUAGAGAAAAUGGGUCAUGCCUGGCUUCAGGCUUUCACGGCCCAUUAACAUAGCUCUCCAUCCUCUCUGUGAGCAUGAUAACGUGCAUAGUAUUCUAGAAUGCGGAUGAGGACCAGCGUGUUGUAAAGCAUUGUAGAAUCAUUUGUAUAUAUUUUUUAUUCAGCCAUCUACUGUGGUAAAAACCCUUGAAAUUUAAUUUUAUUGUCACAUUCUUGUCUGAUCAUGCUCUGUCUGUUCUUUAUUCUAUUGCCCCCUGAUUGAUCAUGCCCAUUUCUCGCAUAUAUAUUUACAGAUAUAUAUAUAUAUAUAUACAUAGGUGUUAAUGGGGUUAGGCCUGUAAUCUGCUUCACAACUAGCGUCUGGUAGAUUAUAGAAAACCUUGAUUUGUCAUACAACGAGGAGAGGGAGAGGAUGGGGGAAGACACAUUUCAUACUAUUCAGAGUAAUUCGUCUGUGAGUGAUUAGGGUUCCAAGGAAUUCGUAGGGUUCAGCAGUUGACUUAUUCCUUUCUCCCUAAAUCUUUUCUGCUCAUAAUCUUCGAUUCAUUUUAUCCUUCGGAGCUGCCCACUCACCAUCUUGUGGGUUUCACAUCACUGGAUUUCCCCCCCCCCCCCCCCUUUCCUGUUUUGGAAAUCUGGAACUUGACCUAGCAUCGCAGUCAACUCUUGGGCAUUUUUCCCCUCAAAUAUGGUCCCUUUUUUUUUGUUCUUGUUAUUGUUCAGAGGGAGGGAGGCCUCGGUUGACGCCCUUUAAUCAGUUGACUUUUGGCGGCGGGUCUACCCGCAUUGUCCCCCCCCUCCCCUUUUUUUGUUUGAAGUAGCUCCGCUAAUUGUGCAACAGAUUUCUCCAGAGGACAUCCGUUGGGAAGGCGAGGACCCCGGCAUCACCCCCCACCGGGCCGGCCACGGCGGACCGGGCCGCGGAGCCAAGAAGCCCACGGCCCGCGCCACCGCCCCAGGGCACGGCAGAGGGCGAGGUGGGUCCCAGAGGGGCCACCCGAAGGCAAGCUUCCCGGGCCCACAGAACGGUGUGAGGAAGAAGGGCGCCGACGUCAUCGAGAUUCUCCACACGGAGACCCUCAUCAAGGCCGUGAGUCCAUGUCAUCAAAUCCCGCCCCCCUUUCCCCAAAAAAAAAAACAAAAAUCUGAAUAUGGUUAUUUAUUUUUUGCUGAGUAUUUUAUUUUCAUUCCCAUUUCCGGGGGUUGUCAGGUGGAGAAGGUGUUCGGUUCGAGCCACCCGGACCCAGUUGACGUGGAGAAGGCUAAGAAAGCACUCAAGGUAAAUCCCCUUCCUUUCUUAGUGCGCCUAUUUCCUCUCUUUUUCCUAGCCCACUUCGUGAAAAUCCCAGAGAACCCCCCCCCCCCCCCCCCCCUUUCCAUUUACUUUAGAGAGAGAGAGAGAGGGAGGGGUCGUGGAGUAGCCACGUGGCCUAGGGACAAUGUCGGUUCUCUCACCCCCCCCCCCUGCCCUUUCACAGUCCACUUUCCCAUAUGAGAAAGAGAGAGAGAGAGAGAGAGAGUGGCAGUCGUAGAAAGUCCACUUCCCAUCUAUGAGAGGGAGAGAGAGAGAGACGUAGUUGACGAGCUGUGUGUUGUUGUUGCUGUUGUGUGGCGCAGGGGCACGAGCAGUCGUUGAUCGAGGCGAUCGCCAGGAUCACGGACCCCUCCGACAGUGAAAGCGGUAAAUACACAUGAGCCGACUGAUUAAAACUUAUCUUUUAUCCCUCCCCCCGUCCGUAAGCUUCCCUCUCUCUGUAAGCUUCAACAAUCCCCCGUCCGUUGACCCUUCACCCUCUUCUUCUUCUUCUUCUUCUUGCCCUUGCGUGUAUAGCACAGUAAGGGGAGGAUUCCAAGUCUCAAUGGGCACUGAAGGUUUUCUCGUUUGGGGGAAGUAAGUAGCGCAGCCUGUGACGGUACUGCUUGUUCUUCCCUUCACAGAAGGGUGAGAGGCGGCGGCGGCGGCGCCACAGAGGAGGCGGGUGAAGCUGGCGGCAGAAAAGGAACCCAAGGCUCCGGCAACCAGAGGGCUUCUCCUGUUUGCUGUUGCUCUUCCUAG
This is a messenger RNA of Spirodela intermedia, 6236 nucleotides long. Lineage: Eukaryota; Viridiplantae; Streptophyta; Magnoliopsida; Alismatales; Araceae. The record is from the annotation of a GenBank genome assembly.